Ostreococcus lucimarinus CCE9901 is the source of this 939-nucleotide messenger RNA. RefSeq lists its product with no specific name. NCBI's taxonomy places the organism in Eukaryota, Viridiplantae, Chlorophyta, Mamiellophyceae, Mamiellales, Bathycoccaceae. Gene Ontology annotation, molecular function: intramolecular lyase activity. Bases 1 to 939 code for a protein of 312 amino acids. The transcript has 2 exons. The record is from RefSeq and is a predicted model, not a curated record.
AUGCUCCGCCGCGCCCUCCUGCGCUCGCGAUCAUCGAUCGCGCUCAACGCAUCCCGCGCGCUCGCACCGUCGUUCAAAGCGCGCGCGCUGUCCACCGACGACGACGCUAAAGCCAAAACUCGCGCGCAGGCCGAGGCCGAAGCCGCGAAGAAAAUCAACGCCGGCGCCUCCCCGCUCUUCUCCUGGACCGAAGUCGACGUCUCCAACGCAGACCGAACCAUCCCACGCUGGCAAAACGCCGCGUUCGUCGUCGUGGUCGGCGCGUUCUUCGCGUACUUUGGGAACAAGUUGACCUCCCGCGCCGGUCGUCGCGCGGCGCGCGGCAUUCGCGCGGCGGCGACGGACCCGGCGACGAAGAUAUCCUUUCCGGACACCAACUCCGCGGGUUUAACCGUGCUCGGCGCCGGAUGCCGCGUCAAACGCGUGGCGAUCAUCGAUGUUAAGAUUUACGCGUUGGCCAUGUACGUCGACGCCGACGCGGCGCGCGCGCAAAAGGGAAAAGGGUUGCUGAACGGCGAUUAUGACAAGGAGCUCGCCAUCGAACUCGCGCGCGACGUCGACGGUAAAACGUUCAUGGAAGCGAUGGAUGAAAGCCUGGGACCGAGAAUCCGAGAGAUCGCGACGAACAUGGCGACCGCAGAGGAUGAGGAUGGGAACUUCAUGGCCAGUGUGGCUGAGGCAGCGGAAAAGGCGGAGGAAGCGGCGGUGGACUCACUUGACGCCAUGCGCGACGGGUUCUCUUCGCUGAAACUGAAGCAAGGGACGAAGAUGACGAUCACCUGGACGUCAAACGGGUGCGCCAUCGCGGUCGCGGGCGCGGCGAAGAUGGAAUUUGAGUCGGCGGAAUUCGCAAAGGCGCUGUUGGACGUGUAUGUGGGCGAAGGCCCGGUGGCGCCGGCUGCGGCGCAGACGUUCGAAAAAGGAUUGGCGGCGUUGUAG